Eurytemora carolleeae is the source of this 1528-nucleotide messenger RNA. Its product is annotated as solute carrier family 22 member 18. The record is from RefSeq and is a predicted model, not a curated record. Gene Ontology annotation, molecular function: transmembrane transporter activity. Gene Ontology annotation, biological process: transmembrane transport. The coding region runs from base 90 to 1439 and encodes 449 amino acids. Lineage: Eukaryota; Metazoa; Arthropoda; Copepoda; Calanoida; Temoridae. The transcript has 15 exons.
AGUAGAACGCUGAUUUUUUUAGAAACUGAAAUUUAAAUGCAAAACAUCUUUGCAAAGUACAUUUUUUGUUUUAAUUAAGAGUUUGAAAAAUGGGGAAAAAAGACGUGAUUUAUACAAGUUUAGAUGGUGCUACAGGUGAAUCUGGAAUACAAGUUGUCUCCAAAAGAAAACUAAUACAAACCACUGAAACCACGGCUUUUCUAAAAGAAAAAUUUUCUCGGCUUGAAGCUCAAAGACUAGAAAAGGAAGGCAAAUUAUCGGAAGUGAACAAAAAGCUAGAAGAGAAGAAAAAUAAGCAAAUUCUUGUUAUUACUCACUUCAAUGUGUUUAUGUAUGCUGCCUGCUUUUUCAUGCAGUCUGGUACACUUCCUUAUCUUACAAAAAAGUUGGGAGCUGACCCAGUUACAUUCGGAACUCUUCAAACUGCCUUUUCAGUUUGUCAGCUGUUGGGUGGACCUAUCUAUGGUAGAAUAGGAGAUGUGAUGGGAGAAAGGUUUGCAAUAAUUCUCGCCUUCUCAUCAACUACACUAACAUAUCUAGUCACAGGGUUAUCUUACAAUAUCCCAACAUUAUUCUUGUCAAGAAUUUUCUCAGUUUUAAUGCACGUGAUGCAAGGAAGUCAAAUGGUUGCAACAAGUCUUUCUACAGCAGAAAACAGAGCUGGAUCAUUAGCCCAGCUGGGGUUCUCAUAUGGAUUGGGUAUGGUGGUAGGACCCAGCCUUGGGGGUCUCUGCACAACUAACUUUGGAGAACAAUCCUCAGCUCUUCUCUCAGCCCUGGGUUCUCUCUUCAGCCUUAUCCUUGUUAUAAUAUUUGUUCCACAGAUAAAUAAACAAACUAAACCUAAGGAGUCAAACCUUCUCCACUUAAAAAAGAUGUCAGGUUUAAUCGUAAAACCUGAAGUCCGGGGUUUACUUCUUAUAAAAACAAUCUGUGGUAUUCCUAUUGGAAUCCUCCAAUCCAUGUUUGCAGUUGUUGCAAUGGAACAGUUUGGACUGCCUGCAGAUCAGAAUGGUUUCCUAAUGUCCUAUAUAGGUGUGUUGACCCUGAUCAUGCAGGGGGCGGGAGUAGCCCUCAUUUCGUCAAGAAUAUCAGAUUUAAAUAUUGUAAAAGUAUCCGCAGUUACUUUAGCCCUGUCUUAUCUAGCUCUGAGUUUGUUGCGCGGUUUAAUAGACUUUCUCAUUCUUCUCGCUCCACUGGUCUUCUCUCUUUCUCUAAUAAACUCAGUUAUCUCCUCUACUCUAACUAAAGUUGUAUCUACUGGAGAUACAGGGACUAUGCUGGGGAUCAAUAUGGCGGUAAAUUCAGUGAUUCGAUCGCUAGCUCCCACAAUAGGGGGAUGGAUGAUAGCGCAGUAUGGAUUUGCGUCUAUCGGUCAGCUUGGUUUUGUUUGUAACCUUCUAGUACUGGUCAUAGCGUCGACAUGGGUCAACCUGUAGCUGAAAUUCUGAAGGCCAUUAAGACAACCUCUCAAUUUUUUUUGAAAUGUUUAAAAUGAUUUAACUUUACAUUCAUAUUUCUUAAGAUG